Messenger RNA from Diprion similis, 4309 nucleotides. RefSeq names its product putative elongator complex protein 1 (gene Elp1). NCBI's taxonomy places the organism in Eukaryota, Metazoa, Arthropoda, Insecta, Hymenoptera, Diprionidae. Gene Ontology annotation, molecular function: tRNA binding. The transcript is spliced from 12 exons. Bases 256 to 4308 code for a protein of 1350 amino acids. Gene Ontology annotation, biological process: tRNA wobble base 5-methoxycarbonylmethyl-2-thiouridinylation. Gene Ontology annotation, cellular component: cytosol; elongator holoenzyme complex. The record is from RefSeq and is a predicted model, not a curated record.
UGCGCACCUAACCUCGUUAGUUCACUUCCUAACGUGUUCUCAAACACGUGUUGGGGGUUUUAAAAUGUCUUGACGGCUCUCGUAGUGCGUGACAAAAAGGAAAAAAUAGUGGCGCUUAUUUGUUGCUUUUCAGCGGUAGAAGGUAGAUUGGUAGAAAAGAAUAAAGAGGAAACUACGACGAAGAUUGCUGUGAAACCUAACCUCAUAUUUGUACAGACUUAAUUAAUCCCAUACUCUUUGACUCGAGCAAAGAAAAUGAAGAACUUGAGAGUCUUGCAACAAAGUUACAUAGAAUUGAAAAAUUUGGAAUCUGGCCUCGACUCCGAAGUGCUAACAUCGUCAACAGCAGAGAGUCUUUGCUGCCUUGAUAACGACGGUGGUGAUUUUUAUGUAUACAAAAACAAUAACGUUUACCAUAUCACCACUGGCAUAUUCGAAUAUUUUCACCUUGGAAAUGAAAAUGUUGUCGAUUCAAAGCUUGUGGGAUUUGCGUUUUGUGACAGUACACGCCAGAUUUAUCUGGCCUAUUCUUGUGGACGACUUUUCACCAUCGAGAUUGAUCUCCCAGAUCCACAGGCAGAAUUUGCUGCACAAAUCAACGAAGGCUUGUGUGCCAUGAAAUUGAGCCCUGAUCACGAAAUUGUCACACUUGUCACCUCAAAUGAUACUGUUAUUGUAAUGACAUCUGGCUUCCAUGUGAUUACAGAGUUUGACUUAAAUUCGACCACAUUCGGAGAGAAGCAAUUCGUGACUGUCGGUUGGGGUAAAAAAGAGACUCAGUUUCAUGGUUCGGAAGGAAAAUCUGCCGCCAAAGCCAAGCCAUUGUCCGUAGAAAAGUCCGAGUCAGAUGAUGGAUUACCUCGAGUUUCUUGGCGAGGAGACAGCAUGCUGUUUGCCGUCAGUUUUCUUACAAAGGAAACAAACGUCCGAUUAUUCAAAGUAUUUAGCAGGGAAGGAGUCCUCCAAUAUACAAGUGAGCCCAGCUCAGGACUAGAAGAAAAUUUGGCCUGGAAACCAUCUGGAAAUUUGAUCGCAAUCACACAGAGGUUUCCAAACAAGCAUGUUGUAUCAUUCUUUGAAAAAAAUGGUCUGAAACACAGAGAAUUCACCUUACCGUUUGAGCCCAAAGAAAUUAUGGUGAAGGAUUUGCAAUGGUCCACAGAUUCAGAUAUCAUAGCAAUUUGGUGCAUAAAUAUAAAUGAUGGUAGUACACGCGUUCAGUUGUGGACAGAAAACAAUUACCACUGGUACUUGAAGCAGACUCUAUUGUUCUCGGAGAAUAAUCCACUCUUGCAUAUAUCCUGGAGUACGAUAUCUGGAUGUGAGAAAAAAUUGCUUGUUUUAACGAAGCAAAAAUAUUUAGUGUACACUUUUUGUUGGACCGUUAGCCACAGUCGUGGCAAAAACCAAACUGACAAAGCUCUUGUCGGAGUUAUCGAUGGCGAUCGAGCACUUUUGACAGGAUUCAGAGAUGCCGUUGUGCCGCCACCCAUGGCUCACCAGGCUCUACAAAUUGACGAGCCCAUUAACGAAGUAGUUUUUGCACCUGAAAUUAAAAAUAAGGAUAGCUGGAUCAACUCAAAUGUGUUAUUCACACUGUUAGAAAAUAAUCGGUUGGCAUUUUAUAAACAGGUACCAAACCUUGUGGAAUAUGGCCACAUCAAAACGUACGAAGUUGAAUGGGAAAUACCUAAUCCGAUUUCAGAAUCAGUUUCAUAUUCUAUGCAUCACUAUUUGUGGUAUAAUGAAGACACAAUUUUGUGCGCCGCACCACUAGGGCUCAAUUCUGUACUUUGUAUUAUUCAUGUAGAUGGUAUCGACACUCAAAAGAAUGGUCGUCUUGUUGUGCGAGGCAUUCACACAAUUACAGGUGCUAUACAGCACAUUGUUUCUAGUCCUGAUCCAGAAACAGUUUACAUUGUUGCUGAGGGUUGUAUUUUAACAUACAGCAAAGGCAAAGGCGUUAACCCAACAGGGAUAACUGUUAGUGAAUCUUGCCACCAAGUGGAGGUGAUACAAGUUGAUAACAAACAUAUUGUUUUAUGCCUCAGCGAGAAGUACUGUUUAUUUGUUGACGGCAAAGAAAUUGCCAACAACAUAACCAGCUUCUUUGUGCACACGGAAUUUUUGUUGCUAACCACACUCCAACAUGUUUUGAUAAGCAUUGCCCUGGAUGGCACUGGAUUUCAGAAGUUAUUAACACAUGAUCUGACUGUUGAACCAAGAGAAGGUGUGGAUAAUGAAAAAAUGGUCUCAGGUUUGAGUCUGAGGCGCAUAGAACGAGGAUCAAAAUUAAUAAUGGCUGUACCAAAAGAUACCAGAACUAUCUUGCAAAUGCCUCGUGGAAAUUUAGAGUGUAUUCAACCCAGAGCGCUCUCUCUAUAUGUUAUUGGUACAUUCUUGAACGAGUUAAAUUACCACGCCGCUUUUGAUUUGAUCCGGAAACAGAGGAUUAAUUUGAACUUGAUAUUUGAUCAUGAUCCAGAUUUGUUUGUUGCGAAUGCUGAAAAGUUUAUUGAGGAUAUAAAAAAUCCAAACUGGUUGAGCUUGUUUCUAUCAGAUUUGCAAGAGGAAGAUGUAACCUCUACAAUGUACUCGAGUUGUUACUCCCACAAAGCAAAACGUAACAACAUAGUGAAUCAAGUACCUAGUAGUACAGAUAAGCCGAUAAUUUCUUUUGGUAAAUGUGAAGAAGAUUCUUCAAGUAGAAAUAAGGUCGAACACGUUUGUGAACUUCUGAGAAAUCACAUGGAAGCAAGACUUGAUGCAGACAGAUUGUUGUUACCGAUUCUCACUAGUUUGGUAAAAAAACAUGAAGUUAAAGAUUUGGAAGCAGCUCUGGUGAAAGUAAAGGAGAUUAAAAAGUUGGAAAAACAAUCUGAAGCGAAGCUGCACAGCUCAUCGGAAGAAGCGUUGAAAUAUUUACUAUACUUAGUUGACGUUAACACAUUGUUUGAUAUUGCACUUGGAAUGUAUGACUUCGACUUGGUGAUGCUUGUCGCAGCAAAAUCUCAAAAAGACCCUAAGGAAUACGUUCCGUUUCUAAAUGAUUUACGACAAUUGGAUGAUGAUUAUAUGCGGUUUUCUAUUGAUGUACACCUGAAACGUUAUGAAAGUGCUUUGAAUAAUAUCUCAAAGUGUAAAGAUCGUUUUGAAGAAUGUAAAACUUUGAUUAAAACGCAAAAUUUGUAUUCCAAAGCGUUAAAAUUGUUUACACGAAACAGCAAGGAGUACAAAGAUAUUGCUGAAAUUUACGGAGAAUACCUUAUCGAUUCUAGAAAAUAUCAAGAAGCAGCUAUUAUGUUCACUCGGAGUAAUAAUCUCGUUAAAGCUUUGAAUGCUUUUAAGCUAGCUGGGGAUUGGCGUGAAGCUAUCGUCAUUGGCCAAGAAAUGAAGUUAAGCGUUACAGAUUUGCAGUGUUUAUACCAGGAUUUAGUAAAGCAGUUGAAAGACACCAGAAAAUAUGCCGAUGCUGCCACUAUUUUAAUGCAUUAUUUGCACGAACCCGAAGACACUGUUGCUACUUUGUGCGAAGGCAAGCUGUGGCACGAAGCGUUGAGGAUUGCUUAUCAAGUAGAGCGCCUAGAUAUAGUUGAAACUCACAUAAAGCCUGGUGUUCAGGAGCAUGCUGACUACAUGAUUUCAAAAAUUAUUAAAAAUCAAACAGAUUUUAUCAAGUUCAGAGAGCGACUGAGCGUUGUUAGAGCCGAAAAAUCAUUGAAAGAGUUGCAACUAAGAGAUGUUGGUGAUGGAGAUCACGAGUUCAACCCUGUGACGGGAGAAUCUGAUUUGUUUAGUGACACAAGCAGCAUUGCUGGAUCAAUGACAAGCCGUGGGUCUCAGUCUUCUAGACUAUCUAGCAAAAGUUAUCGAUCUAGUAAAAAUAGGAGAAAACAUGAACGAAAACUUCAUAGUUUGCGUGAAGGCAGUAUUUACGAAGAUUUAGCUCUAAUAAGUGCAUUGCAUGGAAUUGUAACAACAACUUACGCAGACAGAGUGGAGAUUAACUCACUCAUGAGGAUAUUGUUACGAUUCUAUAACGACAGUUGUGCAGAAAAGUUGCAAAAUUUGAUGGAAGAAUUAUUGAAUCAAAUCGAAAGGGGAAAACUGGAAAUCUGGCCUGAGUACGUGCACAAUGGUUCAACAGAUUCUGCACUGCGUAUAAAUUUCGAAAGUUCACAACCUGGGCAAGGAGACGUGCCUGAGCCUUCUUUGGAACCGCAUUUGCGGUAUCCACCUUUAGCAAAUCCCAGUAUCUGGCAACUCGAAAUGGUAUCAUCAAAGCCAAAGUUAAUAUCCAACACUUAAA